Molecule: messenger RNA, 4146 nt
Organism: Stegastes partitus (bicolor damselfish)
Lineage: Eukaryota; Metazoa; Chordata; Actinopteri; Pomacentridae
Gene: mtf2
Product: metal response element binding transcription factor 2
Exons: 15
Coding region: 192-2054 (620 amino acids)
Biological process (GO): negative regulation of gene expression, epigenetic
Cellular component (GO): nucleus
Molecular function (GO): DNA binding; chromatin binding
Source: RefSeq, a predicted model, not a curated record
AACCAAAAUGGCGAACGUGCUGGGGGAAAAUGAGCCAUUUGUUAUUUUCUGAGCACGGCGCAACACCCGCAAGUUUUCCGGACGCAGUUUGGGAAUAAAUCGGCCAGCGGACGUAGCGGGACGCCGGGCUUUACUCUGAUCCGCGUAUUUUUUUCGUUGUACGAGUCGGUUGUGGAAGCGGAGGUGACCGAAUGAGAGACUCAGGGGUUGUGGAUCACCUGCCGGUCCAUCACAGAGCUCAUCCCCAGCGGCAGCAGCAGCAGGAGGCCGUGUCCUUGUCCCCCACCAGCCUCUCUGUCAGGGGGGAGUAUGGAGAAGACGGCAUGUCUGACAGGUUUACAGAGGGACAGGACGUCUUGGCCCGGUGGUCGGACGGAUUGUUCUAUUUGGGGACGAUCACAAAGAUAGAUCGGGACAAGCAACGAUGCUUCGUGAUUUUCGAGGAUCAGUCGAAGUCGUGGGUUCUUUGGAAGGACAUUCAAACGGGAGAUGAAGAUGAUGAUGACGACGAAGACGAUGACAUUGUGUGCUCCAUAUGCCAGGAUGAAGCCUCAGAGGAACCCAAUGAGAUUGUCAUUUGUGACAAAUGUGGACAAGGCUACCAUCAGCUGUGCCACAACCCCAUCAUCGACGCUGCUGUCAUUGACUCUGAUGACAAGUGGCUUUGCUCAGAAUGUGAGCUCACCUCCAUGCCCAAGAGGGGGAGGGCGCACAGAAGGGGAGCAUCUGCUAAAGGCUUUCUGCAGCAAGAGCAGCAUCAGCAGCACAUGGAGCUCCACCUGUCCUUCCCGUACACACUGGAUGAACUGGUGUGGGACCAGGGCCACAAGACGAACAUCCAGCAGUGCUACUGCUACUGUGGUGGUCCUGGAGACUGGUACCUGAAGAUGCUCCAGUGUAGCAGGUGUCAGCAGUGGUUUCAUGAAGCCUGCCUCCAUUGCCUACAGAUGCCCAUGCUCUAUGGAGAUAGGUUUUAUGUGUUUAUUUGUUCUGUUUGUAACGGGGGUCCAGAGUACCUCAACCGCCUGCCUCUCAGCUGGAAAGAUGUCACACACCUGAGCCUGUACAAUCUGAGUGUGAUCCACAAGAAGAAGUACUUUGACUCCGAGAUGGACCUGAUGGCUUACAUCAACGACAACUGGGGGCUGCUGCAACUAGGAGAGCUCGCCAACACUCCAAGAUCAGAGCGAUACGAAAGUGUUCUCGGGGCUCUAAACAACAACAGCUGCAUGUUCAUGUCAGGGAAGGAGGUAAAGAAGAAGAAGCACUUGUUCGGCCUAAGAAUCCGCUUCCCUCCUGCUCCUCCCAACUGUGACGAGCCGUCCGGCAGAGUGAUGGAGAAGGCUUCACACGAGAUCACCAUCAAGGGGUGCAAGUCCACCAAAGCGCUGUCUGCCAUGAGAAGUUCUAGUGCUCUAACCAAUGGCACGGACAAGAAGAAGAAAAAGAGGAAGCAAGGAGCUCGUUCUCUGGAGUCUCUGGCUAAACCACAACGCUCCACUGAGCUGUUGUCCCAGGAAAUCAGAAAGCCUCUACCACUAGAGUCCCAUGCAUUGGAUCACUUAACCUCUAUCAAGAGCGACAGGUCUCUGCUGUCUUCACGAACUUCAGAUGUGGAAUCCAUAGGAGCCCUGAGCACCUCAGAAACUACCUCAACUAGCAUUUCAAGACAGUCCAGCCUCUGUAGUUCCAGCAAGACACGUGCAGCAGCCAGCAUUAUGCCCGUUUCCCCUCCGCCUAUAAAAAGGAAACGUGGGCGACCGCGACGGGCCCUGCAGCCCCCCAACCCAGAGAUCCCUCCUCCUAGCCAUGCAGACACAAACCCGUCGGCCGCAGAGAUGCUCAGCAGCCUCCCGGGCCUUCACUCCACAGACAUAGUUCACGGCAUGGACCCCAACAGCCAGCUCUCCCACCUCAAGAGCUCCAUCAGCAGCUAUUUCGGAGCAGCUGGGCGUCUGGCUUGUGGGGAAAAGUACAAAGUUCUGGCCCGACGGGUCACCCUUGAUGGCAAGGUGCAGUACUUGGUGGAGUGGGAAGGAGUCACUGCCUCCUAGGCUUCAUCACUCUCACCCUCUGACUCUUAACCAGCACCGUCAGGAGGAUGAGGCCGUGCUGAGGACAUGUGUAUUCGGAGCAUUAACUGAUAUAUGCCUUUGUUUAGUUUAGACAGGAGCGAGUUUUGCCUGUUGAGCUUCCUGUAAAGCCUACUGGUUCAGUGUAGUCCAGAGUGGUUACCACACGCAUGUAUCGCCGCGUUCAAGGAUUACAGCUGAUCAGUCAACGUGAAGAAUGGUCACGCCACACCAUAUCUGCCAUAUCUUACCUUCUCGUUAUGUGCUUUGAAUGUUUACAGAAACCCCCCAUUUGUUCUGGGGCCAACAGUCGUUCUGUACACUGCACCUGUAGGCUUUCAGUGACCCAUUUAUUAUGCUUGAUUUUUAAUCCAGUGAUAUGCUUUUCGUUUCCAGACCAGUUGAGUAUGAAACUGUAAGUUUUUGUGACAGAAUGUAGUUGGUCAGGUAUUAAAAUGGUGAAUCUUGGAGGGUGUAAGAGAAAGAGGGGCAAAUUUUAAUUUAAACAUUAACUGUUUGACAGCUGCAAUUGCGCAGUAAACAAAAAUACUGCUCGUUUCGUUAUUUUUAAAAAUAAUUUUUUUUAUACCAAAUGUGGUAAUAAAACAUGUCCCUUUACAACAGUGUCCCCCCUCUGAGUCCCAGCUCUGAGUACCUCCGGUUGCGUUGGCAGGCUUAUCCUUCAACUCUGUUUUGGAAAGCGUGCUAGUUUUUGAGCAGUUAAGGAGGAACUCAAAGAGACGUGCUGCUGCAAAUGUUUAUUAUUUUAUAUAGAACUAUACUACAUUUGUUAUUACCCUUCUUGUUCUUUUUCAUAUGCCUUUUCUGUUCAGUAGGGCAGACAUCUUAUGUUAUUUUAAUUAUGGAUUCACUUGCACGUAUCAAGUUCUAUCCGUUAGGCCAAUAUGUAAUAAUUUAAGGUUUUCAGCUUAUUAUUAAAGGAAGUGUUUCUUCAGGAGUUUAAAUGUGGGAUUCUUAGCAUCCUUAAAUGUCAAAAGGCCAGACCUAAAGGGUUUCCUCGUAAAUCGUGUCCAUUCUGGAAGAAAAAAAAACAAACUUUGUUUGCAUAGAUUUUGUGAAGAAGCUUCAGUGUCCUUGUCUAAAUACAUAGCCUUUUUUUUUUUUUCUUUUAAAGCAUUUUGAUUUAAAAUGAAUAACACGACUGUUAGCAUUGAAAGGACCUAAUUUAGUUUUAUUUCGUCUGCUUGUUCAGUUUCUGCAGAAGAUGAAUGUUGUACACCCAUGUUCCCAAACCAAGAGUUCAGACUUGUUUUGCUUUUUAUUUUUGUGCUGCCUAUGCAAGUUAGUCCUGGAAAAAGCUGUUGUUCAGAAUUGGACCGUAUGGCUUGAGAAAGGGGAGCUGCAGCAUCGUUGGUGUGAUGAUUUGACUCAGGCGUUCAAUUUUCCGUGUGAUGAGUGCAACAGAAAUGCGCUUCGUUGUUUUUUUUUUUGUUUUUUUUUACGUCAAGUUCACGUUGUGGUCUGCACACUCAGGACAUGCCCCAAAACUUCAUUGCGUUGGCCAGCUUUUGCAGCAUGACAGGUGGUUUUGAUACAAGUUGUUCACUCGUUGUCGGUCAGUGUUUUAUAUCCGCUUCUGUAUUUCUCAUUACUUUGGACCGUAUUAACAUGUAAGCUUUUUUUUUCUUUUAAUUUUUUGAGCAAAAAUAAUUGGUAGUCCGUUUUACUGCUACACUCGCUUGUUUAAACUGAGUCAGAAAACAAUCACUGGAAAACUAAAAUGCUGUAUGUCAUUGCAAGAGGUAAAUAUUCAGUUCGUAUCUCUUUUUGGAGAUGUUUCUGCUUUUGUUAAAGAUGAACACACACUGAUAGGUCUUGUUUUGUAGGGAUGUAUUCAGUGCAUUUGAAGCUUCUCUCUGUGUUCGGUCAGUGUCUCAGCCCACACGUUGCUAUCACUGGCUUCCAGCAGGCUUCUGCAGCCAAAGAACAUACAUGUAACGUCUGCUUUGUCUUUUGAGAUUCUUCUUAUUACAUUUUUAUACAUCAUUAUAUAGGUUGACGUGUUACUUGUGAACCUGUUUUGUUAAAAAUAAAUAAAAGCAGAUAUUUUGAA